CGGGAUUAAAAAUGUGAAACACGAUGUAGCUGCUAUACCCGAUGUUCACAAAGCUGUUAUUUUUUAUGCAUAUUGGGGUAUGUUUCUUCAUAAUAGUUUACCUUACAUUAUAGACUUUCAAUAGGAUAAUACUCCAUAUAUGCUCCAAUCAUAUGUUACUUAUGCAUCAUCUUUGAUAUUUCCUUGAAGUCUUCUGUCACAGUUUAUAAUAAUCCCUGAGCCCUGUCUAUCACAGCCUGUGACGGGUGCAAAAUUUCUACCCAUAAACAUUUCAACACUCCUUUCAGGUCGUGUUUCACAAAACGCCAUUGAGUACUUACCUUUAGGUAUAAUCAGACGACUCUUUAUGGUGCCUCGUAAUCCUUUAAAAGUCCAGUAUGAGGAUAAAUCCUUUAUAUCAUAUAUGUUAUCCUCGCUGAGCUCUACAAAAUGGCAAGGUCAAGAUUCAAAAUGGAGCGUGACGUCUGACGAUUUCCCUCAUAAGUUACAAAAUUUCGGAAAGCCAUUUUUCAAUGUCCCAGAACUUUUUGCGAGGACUGUACGUCAAGCCAAUCAAAAUUCACCAUCGCACCUCUAAUUGUAGAGGGCGCACAAUUAAAAAAGCUAGAAUUAAAUGAUAUAAUCAAAAAGCAUAUGACUGAUGUUAGGGUAUGUGAUAUUCAACUUUGUCGUUCAGGAAUAUUUACAUUAUAUGCUACAGAUGUUAAUUCAUUUAAUCGACUAUUGAAUGAUUUUACUCAGAUUCUCGCUGCAAAUGGUCAAAUCACAGCAAAAAUAUUUGUACCUCGAUCAAUUCAUAGAAUUAAAAAUAUGGAAAAAGUUGCUUUUGUCAAGAGAGUUGACUUAGAAAUUUCGGAAACCAGAAUUACUGAUGCAUUAAUGGAUACAGGAUUUAAUGUUGAAGGUGUUGUUAGAUUAACAACCAAAGAUAGAAAUACGCCGACCCGAACAAUUAAAAUUAUUUUUAAUGAUUCUCAAAAUAGAAAUGCAUUUAUACAAACUAGUUUACAAAUAGAUUCAAUGCACUUUCCAGCUGAACCUGCAAUGCAAAAUAAUAAACCGGUACAAUGUUAUUUAUGUCUUCAAUAUAACCAUAUGGCAAAGUAUUGUAAAAGAAAACAACAAGUAUGUGCUCGAUGUGAUGGAAAACAUCACGUUGACUAA
Molecule: messenger RNA, 1164 nt
Organism: Rotaria sordida
Lineage: Eukaryota; Metazoa; Rotifera; Eurotatoria; Philodinida; Philodinidae
Source: the annotation of a GenBank genome assembly